This is a messenger RNA of Rhincodon typus (whale shark), 3142 nucleotides long. RefSeq names its product E2F transcription factor 2 (gene e2f2). Gene Ontology annotation, molecular function: RNA polymerase II cis-regulatory region sequence-specific DNA binding; protein dimerization activity; DNA-binding transcription factor activity, RNA polymerase II-specific. Bases 315 to 1631 code for a protein of 438 amino acids. Gene Ontology annotation, cellular component: RNA polymerase II transcription regulator complex. Lineage: Eukaryota; Metazoa; Chordata; Chondrichthyes; Orectolobiformes; Rhincodontidae. The transcript is spliced from 7 exons. The record is from RefSeq and is a predicted model, not a curated record. Gene Ontology annotation, biological process: regulation of transcription by RNA polymerase II.
GUUUCAGAGUCUGUGAAUCAGGCUGCAUUCAGGAGCUAGUACAGUUUCUGCAGCCAUUUUUCCCCUCUGAAUCAGAGGGGACUUUUUACAAUCCAUUGCAUCCUGCUGCAUCCAAAGCAACAUUAGCUGCGAGACCCUGUGCAGUUUAAUCUCGGGACUUUGCUAAUCAUUUAUAUGCCUGCAUUUGUUGACUCUGUCUUUUAUUUUGUGUUCAAAUCCCGGUUUGAAGUUAACCAUUUUGUUUUGCCCCUCUCUCUCUCUCUCGUUGCAAACAAAAGGGGGAGAGUGGGGGAAAGAUUGCAGCCUUGCAAAAAAUGCCAAAGGGAGUUUCCCCAGCCCCAGGCAGGGGAAUUAUUGGGGCAGUGACUGGUUCCCAGAAAAAGCUUAUCAAUGUGGAAAAUGGGAAUACGGGGCUGUGUAGCCCCCAGGUUCCCACCAUCCCUGCCAGUUAUUUCACCCAAAUUGCAGGAGCAGUGUAUUCUGAUCACAGUGAUUGCUUGUAUGCAACCCCUCAAGGACCUGAAGUUAGAACAAUAAGGACUAGCACAGGGCGUCUGCCGGCAAAACGCAAACUGGACCUGGAAGACAGUGGGCAUCAGUAUUUACCAGAAUUUCGAACUCCCAAAGGCAAAGGCAAAAUGCCUGCCAGGAUACCAAGUCCGAAAACUCCUAAGUCUCCUGGGGAGAAGACGCGAUAUGACACCUCACUUGGACUUCUGACCAAGAAGUUUGUCCAUCUCCUCAGCGAGUCUCCGGAUGGCGUCCUGGACCUGAACCGAGCAGCGGAAGUCCUUGAAGUCCAGAAGAGGAGAAUUUACGACAUCACCAACGUUUUGGAAGGAAUUCAACUCAUCCGGAAAAAAUCCAAAAACAACAUUCAGUGGAUGGGCCGCAGUCUGUUUGAAGACACAUCGGUGGUGGCAAAGCAGCAGUGCCUCAGGCAGGAUCUGACUGACCUUGUGAGGAAGGAGCGAUCCCUUGACGACCUCAUCCAGAACUGCAGCACGCAGCUGAAAAUGCUGACAGAUGAUGAGGAAAAUCAGAGGCUGGCCUAUGUCACAUACCAAGAUAUUCGCUCAAUCGACAGCUUCCAGGACCAGACAGUGAUCGCAGUGAAAGCGCCACCGGAGACGAGGCUAGAGGUGCCUGAUGUCUGUGAGCAGGAGAACCUGCAGAUUUACCUGAAGAGCACUAACGGUCCAAUCGAGGUGUACCUUUGUCCAGAGGAAGUAACGGAAGAGAACAGCCCGAUGAAGUACAGCACACCUAAGAAGGAGGAUGGUGGUGUCUCUGCAUGCCUCCCAAAGCAUGAGCCGGGGACAAGAGCUCCAGUCCAGAGUGAAACAGAAUGUCCGAAAAUUGCCUGCAAACUUGAAAUUAAAGAGGAAGACGACCUGAAGCCGGUUUUGCCGAGCUCGCUGCUGGACUGUGAAGAUGGGGUCCUUGGUCUAUCACAUCACCUCCUCCAACAAACGGAGGACCAACUCCCUUCCACGUCCUACAGUGAUACCCCUUUUGUCAGCUUCUCUCCACCCUUGGACCGGGAGGAUUACCUGUGGAGCCUGGAGGAUGGCGAAGGGGUCAGUGACCUCUUCGACUCCUAUGAUCUCGAUGAACUGCUGCGUAACUAGUCUCUCCUGCUUGACCCGACGACUUCCCCUACCCUCGGACACCCUGCUCCAUCAAAAGGUUCUAUUUCCCUGAAGGUGAUGAACGACUUUAGUUUACCCAUGAACACUUUUAAGGGGCAAUCGUGGACUUCCUGCUGACAUUACCAGGGCAUCUUGAGAGUUGGCAGGACCUUGAUGAUCCCAGUGUCUGGAAUCCCAGGGAUUGGGUGUGAGAAAGACAGGAGGCAGGUGCAGAGGAUCUGCUCCUUGUGACUUGCAGUCUGUGCUGCCUUGAGUUUGGCUGUGUCAAAGAGGGAGUUUCGCCACUGUGUGCGUGUAUCCACGCCACUGGUUUUAUCAAAGGUGACCAUAUUGGCGCAUCUGAGACCUAGUUUACUAUUCCUUACAAAUUUUGGGGUGAGCUAUGGGACAGGCAAUGUCAUAUGUUGGGCUGUUCUUCCCUGUCGCCACUACAGUUUUAAAUAAGUAUGAACCUUACCUUGUGCCCUGUCAUCAUUUGUUUGUUUGACAAAUUUUGUGUCUCAUUCCAUCUUUUUAUUCCCAGCUUUCUUACUCCACUGCCAUUGAGCUGUGUCAGUGUCACUCUGGUUCCAUUUGAAAGCAGUGAAAUACAUUAGUAACCCUAAUCCUAUCGCACUGUGCCCCCUACAUAGUCUGUACCCCCACCCCCUUUUCCCCAUUUCAGACUGGGCAGCUCGUUUGCAGAGGGAUCAUGUGGAAAUAGAUUUAGGAUUUGUGGGUUUUGCGUGGCAGGUUUCUCUUGACUUGGCUCCAGUAUCUCCUCUGUUCCUGGGUUUCUGCCAUUAGCUGAGCAGGUUGGUUAUUGUUUAUGGCUUGUGUAGAGAUUUGGAUUCACCAAACAGCGUGGCCUGUAAAGUAGCCAGAGACUGAGCACAGGAUUUACUUUUCCUGUUUCGUACAAUUCCCAGGAAAUCAGAAAACGGGGUUUUUCCCCAAGUCCUGUUUUCUCAUUUGGGAGCUGUUAAAGAAAGGCUCGGCCACUUCUCCCACGUGGUCAGCAGGUGGAAGUUGAAUUUAAACCGGUGCUCGAUCAGUAAUCGGAAAGUGGAUUGUGGCCUCCAUUUCCAAUCAGCCAUGAUCAUAUCGAAUGGGAAAGCCUACUCCUGCUUCGAAUUUUUGUGUUCCUUACUGCCAUGCCCAUUUCAUCCCUGGUUGGUGGUAACCACAUUUGCUGCAAAUGAACUUGUGCAGUGGAAUUUUCCAAAAAUCUUUCUUUUUUUUAAAAUAGUGAGGAAUGCUCCAUCAUGUGACCCAAUUUCCAGUCGUGUUGCUUGCCCUACACUUGCUGUGCAUAUCCCAUGCUGGAUGACCAGCAGAUGUUUGCAGGACCUUUGGACAGCUGACCAAAUACCCCCUCCAGUUCUGUUGGCGUGCUGGCACACGGACUAAGUCAUUGUCAUACAGCACGGAAACAGGCCCUUUCAUCCAAUCCAUCCAUGCUGAUCAGGUUUCCAAAACUGAACUAGUCCCGUUUGCGUGCAUUUGGCCCA